AUGACUAGCUUGACGAAGGUCCGAACUUUGGCCAAGAUGCGAGGUGGAAUUUCUGGAUUACUUGCACCAGCUAGCGACUUCAAAACAAUCAUCCUCCCCAGCACCGUCUUUGGCGUGCUCAACUCCCUCGCCACGAGCGCUUACGGACUUGAUGACAUUCCACCCAUCACACUCUCCCUAAUCCUCACUCGUCUCAUCCAAGCUCUUGUCUGGGUCAGCCUCGUCUACAUCCCAUUUGGCAUCAACAACCAACGCAGCCCCUCUGCCAUCGUAGAGGACGCAAUCAACAAGCCAUGGCGGCCGCUUCCUCAGAAUCGCCUCUCUCCAUCCCAAGCCCGGCGCCUUAUGUACUGCAUCGUCCUUCUCGCUCCACUCCACGGCUACAUCUACCGCGGGAUUGGCUUCCGACAGUCGUCACUCCUCCGGGCCCUCGACAUCUGGUACAACAACGUCGGCGGUGCGGACAAGAACCCUGUGCUUCGCAAUCUCCUCAACUCCCUGGGCUACCUUUCCUUUAUAACCGGAGCGUUGGAAGUCGCAUUGGGUAGACAAAUCCCAUUUACCUCAGACCCAAUGUCCACUUCUGGUCCUGAAAACCGUCUUGCCCUCUGGCUUCUCAUAAUCGGCGGUAUCGUCUUCAGCACAAUCCACCUCCAAGACCUCUACGAUCAAGAAGGGGACGCCUCGCGCGGCCGACGCACCGUGCCGUUGGUGAUUGGAGACGCACCCGCGCGGUGGACGAUCGCGACGCCCAUGCUUUUCUGGGGGAUCGUGUGUCCUCGGUUCUGGAGGGUUAUGAUAGCGCGUGGCGUAGAGAGUGAUCGGGAAACGUUUCGGCUUUGGAAUUGUUGGAUCUCCGCUGUAUAUGCGAUGCCUUUUUUUGCGCAGAUGUAG
This is a messenger RNA of Aspergillus steynii IBT 23096, 894 nucleotides long. RefSeq names its product UbiA family prenyltransferase. The coding region runs from base 1 to 894 and encodes 297 amino acids. NCBI's taxonomy places the organism in Eukaryota, Fungi, Ascomycota, Eurotiomycetes, Eurotiales, Aspergillaceae. The transcript has 4 exons. Gene Ontology annotation, cellular component: membrane. Gene Ontology annotation, molecular function: transferase activity, transferring alkyl or aryl (other than methyl) groups. The record is from RefSeq and is a predicted model, not a curated record.